UGUGGGCGAACCUCCCAUUUCGACCCAAUACUUUCCAUAUCAUCCCUGGAAGAAUUCUCAUCGGGAGUUUUUAAGCGAGGCCUCCCCAUCAAGUCCUUGCUUUUGGACCAGACGUUUAGUGUGGGAGUCGGCAAUUGGGUUGCUGAUGAGUUUCUGUUUCAUGCUCGAAUCCAUCCCGAAUAGAGAUCUAAUAAUUUGGGGGAGAACCAGGUCAAGGAAUUGUAUGAAAAGAUGCAACAAACUGCUGUAGGAGUUGACACUGAUUCGUCACAGUUCCCUGAACACUGGCUAUUCAGGCACCGCUGGGCGAGCAUAAACUCAUAAACGAGUCUUGGGGGGUCCACACAAUCUUAUUGAUUUUCCAUUAGGGGAAAGGGAAAGGGAAUUCUUCGGACCUGAAGUUGGUAGGUUCACCACUUUGGGGUGUUGUCGCACCUCGCCGACAACGAUCCUGCGAACUCAGCCGUUUGGCGAGCCAGGGUUGAUCAAGUGGAUCACUGUCAGCUCUCCCACGUCCGCAUUCGUGCCCAAGGUCCAAGUA
Messenger RNA from Cantharellus anzutake, 541 nucleotides. RefSeq lists its product as uncharacterized. Gene Ontology annotation, biological process: base-excision repair. The transcript has a single exon. Gene Ontology annotation, molecular function: damaged DNA binding; DNA N-glycosylase activity; zinc ion binding. The annotation marks the transcript as partial. The record is from RefSeq and is a predicted model, not a curated record. Gene Ontology annotation, cellular component: nucleus. Lineage: Eukaryota; Fungi; Basidiomycota; Agaricomycetes; Cantharellales; Hydnaceae.